Messenger RNA from Carlito syrichta (Philippine tarsier), 1255 nucleotides. RefSeq names its product homeobox B9 (gene HOXB9). The record is from RefSeq and is a predicted model, not a curated record. NCBI's taxonomy places the organism in Eukaryota, Metazoa, Chordata, Mammalia, Primates, Tarsiidae. The transcript is spliced from 2 exons. Gene Ontology annotation, cellular component: nucleus. The coding region runs from base 125 to 877 and encodes 250 amino acids. Gene Ontology annotation, biological process: regulation of transcription by RNA polymerase II; anterior/posterior pattern specification; DNA-templated transcription. Gene Ontology annotation, molecular function: DNA-binding transcription factor activity, RNA polymerase II-specific; RNA polymerase II cis-regulatory region sequence-specific DNA binding.
GUGGGGGGCUGGGGGGGUCGCGUCCGAAAGCCCUCACGCCGGUCCGGGUGCCACCUCUCCCUGCUCGGGCGCCGCCGCGCGAGCGCUUCCCUUCCCCCUGCGAGCGCCCGGAUAAUGUCUGAGAAUGUCCAUUUCUGGGACGCUUAGCAGCUAUUAUGUCGACUCGAUCAUAAGUCACGAGAGUGAGGACGCGCCUCCAGCCAAGUUUCCUUCCGGCCAGUACGCGAGCCCGCGGCAGCCGGGCCACGCCGAGCACCUGGAGUUCCCCUCGUGCAGCUUCCAGCCCAAAGCGCCGGUGUUCGGCGCCUCCUGGGCGCCGCUGAGCCCGCACGCGUCCGGGAGCCUGCCGUCCGUCUACCACCCCUACAUUCAGCCCCAGGGCGUCCCGCCGGCCGAGAGCAGGUACCUCCGCACCUGGCUGGAGCCCGCGCCGCGCGGCGAAGCGGCCCCGGGGCAGGGCCAGGCGGCCGUGAAGGCGGAGCCGCUGCUGGGCGCGCCUGGGGAGCUGCUCAAGCAGGGCACGCCCGAGUACAGUUUGGAAACUUCGGCGGGCAGGGAGGCCGUCCUGUCUAAUCAAAGACCCGGCUACGGGGACAAUAAAAUUUGCGAAGGAAGCGAGGACAAAGAGAGGCCGGAUCAAACCAACCCCUCCGCCAACUGGCUGCACGCUCGCUCUUCCCGGAAGAAGCGCUGUCCCUACACCAAAUACCAGACGCUGGAGCUAGAGAAGGAGUUUCUGUUCAAUAUGUACCUCACCAGGGACCGUAGACACGAGGUGGCCAGACUCCUCAAUCUGAGUGAGAGACAAGUCAAAAUCUGGUUUCAGAACCGCCGAAUGAAAAUGAAGAAAAUGAAUAAGGAGCAGGGCAAGGAGUAAAGCCCCUUCCCCAGCCCUCCCCAGCUCUUCCCCAUCUCACUCUUAUUUAUGUGAUGGCUGCAGAGCCAGGGCUGUCUGGGACGGAUUCAAGUGAAUGGGGAAGGGGGUCUUUCCCUUCCGAGCCUCCUGCCUGCACCCAGAGUCCCCCCUUCCUCUGCCCCUACCUGUCUCUCUUCUUCCUGGGCGUCAGAAGAAAGUUUCGUUGACUUAGAAGAUAGAAGUAGUUGCUUCCUAAGAAGGUGACAGGCCCCAAGGAAAGAGAAACCCUAGACAGACUCUUAGCAUCGGCCCCUGUAAUUUUUCUGGGUUAGCCCCAGCCCCUCACCCCCGGCUGGCCUGUCUGCUCCCUGCCCCUGCCCAGAAGUCAGCCAGGGACAC